Molecule: messenger RNA, 1278 nt
Organism: Solanum verrucosum
Lineage: Eukaryota; Viridiplantae; Streptophyta; Magnoliopsida; Solanales; Solanaceae
Exons: 2
Coding region: 1-1278 (425 amino acids)
Source: RefSeq, a predicted model, not a curated record
AUGACGAGCUUUGAACAUAAUGUGAUGGUUGCUUUGUAUUGGGGUGGCGAAAUAAUUACGGAUAUGAACGGAUUUAGGUAUACUGAAUGUGCUAGAAUGAUUAUUAGUAUGUCUACCUCAACUUACUAUGUUGAAUUGGUUGGAUUGUUGCAUGAGAAAAUGGGAACAAAUAGUGAAAAUAUUCAUAUGGAUAUUUCUGGAAAAUAUCCAUGUUCAAUUCAAGGUAACAAUACAAGAGAUAAUGAGACCAAUAUUGAUCUAUAUAAAGAUGUAAAUGCUGAAAUUAGUGAUGAAAGUUCGGAGGAAUAUGAACCUCCAAAAGAUGGUGAUGAAAGUGAACCUGAUGAAGAUAUUGAUGAUAUUAGAGAUUUUUCUCAGAAUGGUGUAAAUCUUCAUAAUCAUAAACAAGGCGUGUCUGAAAUACAAAAUCAUGACAUACCCUAUUUCAGGACAUUAGAGAAUGAGGAAGACAUUUUCAUGUCUACAUGUGAAUCUGAAAUGGACUAUUGUUCAAUUUGGUCUGAGGAAGCAAAAAAGGAUUUGAAAAAAGGUAUGUUUUUUAGUAGUAAAGAAAAGUUGAAACGGGCGAUAACGAUUUGGAGUUUGCACAAAAAUAAGGAGUUUAAGGUGGUAACAUCUACCAAGAGUCUAUGGGUUGUGAGAUGUAAGUUUUAUAGUUUAUUGGGUUGCUUGUGGUUUCUUCGAGGUCGAAAAGUUGGAGAUAAUCUUUGGAAGAUAGGAAAAUAUGUUGAAAAUCAUAGAUGUGAGACUGAAGGGUUUUCUACUGGUCACGCCAAUCUAAAUACCAAUUUGAUUGCAUCACUGUUUUUAAAUCAAAUUAGCAAAAAUCCUAAGUACUUGGUGGUAGAUGUCAUUUCAAAGGUUCAUGAAAAAUUUGGUCAUCAAGUGACAUACAGAAAAGCGUGGCUUGGACGUCAACGCGCAUUUGAAUUGGUGUAUGGUGACUUUGAGAAAUCAUUUAGUGACCUACCUAAAUUUUUUGCAGCGUUUCAACACUUUAACCAUGGAACAGCUGUGGAAUGGAAACACGAAGAGUCUAUGAGUUCAUCAGAGGUAAAAACUUUUAAAUUUGUAUUUUGGGCUUUCAAGCCAUGCAUAGAUGGAUUCCAAACAUGUCGCCCUGUUAUUUCAGUAUAUGGAACUCAUAUUUAUGGAAAGUAUGAGAUCAAAUUAUUAAUUGUUGUUGGAAUUGAUGGAAAUGAUAACAUUCUUCCUUUAGCGUUUGCUAUUGUAGACAAAGAGUCAAAAGAGGCAUGA